AUGCGUUUCUCCAUCGCCUCUCUCAGCCUCUUCCUCGCAGUUAUUGGAUCUGCCGCUGCUAUGCCAGCUGCUGAGCCGACUGAGCAGAUUGACCAGACCGACCAGCUUGCCCGUCGUGCCAGUUGUGGUAUGGCUUAUAGUGGCCUGUCUAACUGCAAGAAAUACUGCGGUGGUGGAACCUGCCAUGUUAUUGCCCUGGGUCCGCUCCACAAAUGCAACUGCUAA
Aspergillus wentii DTO 134E9 is the source of this 225-nucleotide messenger RNA. RefSeq lists its product as uncharacterized. Lineage: Eukaryota; Fungi; Ascomycota; Eurotiomycetes; Eurotiales; Aspergillaceae. The transcript is spliced from 2 exons. The record is from RefSeq and is a predicted model, not a curated record. Bases 1 to 225 code for a protein of 74 amino acids.